AUGCGGCCCACGGGAUUUCACAGAAGCCAGCUGCUGUGGCGCGCCCUGGCGCCACUGCUGCUGUCGCUGGCUGCGUCGGCGGCGGCGCCCACCGCUCGCAGCGGCCUGAGCGCCCCACACACCGUCUUUGUAGCCGAGUGCAACGACUACAUGGACUGGCAGAGCAUCGCCGUGGUCUACUCGCACCGCAAGGCGGGCGUGGCUGGGCCCAUCACAAGGCUGCUCACCUGCAGCGAAGAGUCGCUGGCCAGCUACCCUAACCUGGGCCUGGUGCCGACGCACGUGGCGCCCAGCUGGACCUUCAACCCCCAUAAUAAUGAUACUUACCUCGCGUAUAAUAAGCCAGCUGCCAUCGCGCACUGGCUGCAGGAGGCGCCGCCCAAGGAGGACUGGGUGCUGGUCAUCGACCCAGACAUGAUCAUCCGGGACAACUUUGCAGACUGGGGGCGCGUGUACGGCGCAGAGCGGGGCUGGGCGGUCAGCGUGUAUUUUGGCUACAUGCAGGGCGUGGACAACAACCUGUCUGCCACACACAUCCCUGAGAUCCCGCCACGGGAGGAUGCGCUGGCGGGUGGGUGGGGGCCCCGAGGGCGGCGCGGCGACCAGGUCAGCGGCGUGGUGCUGAUGCACCGAGACGACCUGGCCUCCAUGGCCCCCAUGUGGCUGCACUACAGCGAGCUGGUGCGGGAUGACCCCAUGGCCUACAACGAGACGGGGGACGAGUGGGCGCAGCAGCCGGGGCGCAAGCCGUGGAUUGCCGAGAUGUACGGCUACAGCUUUGGGGCGGCGGUGGCGGGGGUGUGGCACCGCGUGGACCUCAUGGCGCAGCUCUACCCGGGGUACACAGCCUAUGACAAGCCCGUCAUCCUGCACUACGGCCGCCUGUGGGAGGUGGGGCCCAGCUGGCAGUUCCAGAAGCACUGGUUCUUCCACUUCAGGGCCCUGCAGUGCCCGCCGUGGCCCCACAUGAGCAGGCCGCUGGCAGGCAAGGGCGACUCGGCCGGCAUCGCCGGCGGCCUGUUUCCGCACCCGCCCCACCCCUCUGAGUUCCAAGGCCUGCCGGCCACAGAGCGGUACAAGGAGUUGCUGUCCAUCUCCGUCAUCGCCACCGUCAACGCCGCCCUGUGCGAGCGCCACCUGGUCAACUGCCCCGCCAGCGAGGAGCUGAAGAGGGAGUGCAGCAAGGCGAGCGGGGGAGGGGGUGGGUGGGCGCAGCAGCUGGAGCGGGAUGUGGAUGCUGCCAUUGAGGCGGUGGAGCUCGGCGGGCCGCCCGACUCGGAGCCCAUCUGCAAAGACAUGAAGCCUGCUGAGUGCCGCGCCUGGGCUCAGCAGGAGCUGUGCUGGCAGGACCCUCGCUUCAUGCACUGGCACUGCCGGGAGAGCUGCGGGCUGUGCCGCCUGCCCACGGGCCGCCCGCAGCGCUCCUUUGCCUCCGCCGACGCAGCCAGCGGCGGCGAGGCCAGCGGAGAGCAGCAGCGGCAGCAGCGGCAGCGACAGCAUGGGGCAGGGGCAGGGAAGGGAGAGGAGUGGCAUGCGCUCCAUGCGCUGCACGCCUCUAGGCUGCCUGGCGAGGGCGAGGACGGCGGCGACGGCGGCAGCAGAGGGGCGCGCUCCGACCUCACGCGCGGCAUGCUGUACGGCGCGCUGGCGGCCUGGGCCUUCCUGCUGGCGGCGGUGUUUGGCGCUCUGGUGCGCAGCGCCUGGUCCUCGCACCACGCUCGCCACGGGCCGGCAGCGGAGCAGAGGGCACGCCACGUGCUGGCCAGGGUGGCGGGUGGCGGCGGCGGCGGCAGCGGGCGUGCCAGCCCCAGCUUCCCCCUGCUCAGGUGA
This is a messenger RNA of Chlorella variabilis, 1830 nucleotides long. RefSeq lists its product as hypothetical. The record is from RefSeq and is a predicted model, not a curated record. Gene Ontology annotation, molecular function: glycosyltransferase activity. Lineage: Eukaryota; Viridiplantae; Chlorophyta; Trebouxiophyceae; Chlorellales; Chlorellaceae. The transcript has 12 exons. Bases 1 to 1830 code for a protein of 609 amino acids.